AGCCAGCCUCCCGGCGCGGUGCAUUGUGGGCCCCGUGCUCCGAAGAGUUGUGUGGAAAGUACAAGGAGCGAGGAGUCUCUCUCUCUCUCGGGGCUUUUCUGGAAAAGGCGGCGAGGAUGGAGGCGGAGGURAGGCGGGCUUCCUUCUGGCUGCUCCUGCUCGUGCUCCCGGCCUCUUACGGCUUCGCCACCGCCUUCGACAGCGACUUCACGUUCACGCUGCCCGCUGGCAGAAAGGAGUGCUUCUUCCAGCCCAUGCAGAAGGAGGCCUCGCUGGAGAUCGAGUACCAGGUUCUAGAUGGAGCAGGUUUAGAUGUAGAUUUUCACCUUGUAUCACCAACUCAUGAAACCUUGGUUUUUGAACAAAGAAAAUCAGAUGGAGUGCACACAGUGGAAACACAGGCUGGUGAUUACAUGUUCUGCUUUGACAACACAUUCAGCACCUUGUCAGAGAAGGUGAUUUUCUUUGAAUUGAUCUUAGAUAACAUGGGAGAUGAAGAGCAAGAAGAUUGGAAGCAGUAUAUUACUGGCACUGAUCUUCUGGAUAUGAAGUUAGAAGAUAUUCAGGAAUCUGUCAAUAGUGUGAAGUCCAGGCUAAGCAAAAGCAUCCACAUUCAGACCCUGCUCAAAGCAUUUGAAGCUCGUGAUAGAAACAUACAAGAGAGCAAUUUCGACAGGGUAAACUUUUGGUCCAUGGUUAACCUGGCAGUAAUGGUUGUAGUGUCAGCUGUUCAGGUGUACAUGCUGAAGAACCUUUUUGAAGAUAAAAGGAAAAUUAGAACGUAAUGCCAGGGUAAACAAGGAAAAAUUCAGUAAACUGCUGCAGAGGAGAUUGAUGGCACUUCAUAGCUUGUUUUGAAUGGACAAAUGUGAGCAGAGUGCCUUUCUUUGCUCCAAAAAUUUAGCCAUUAAAUGUAACUGAAUACUUCUCUGAAUAACCUUGACCUUUUUACUUUGAAGAAAUUACUUGAGCAAGUUUAGAUUUUUACUAUUUACCAUAUUUGCAUAUACAUGCUGUCUUAACCACUGUCAGCCUAAAUAUAAGAUUUUUUUUAUUAAAGAGUAAAGAACAUUUCAUAGUUAUGAACUGGAGGUGUAUUCAGCAUUUCUGAUUUGAGAAGCUCACUUAAAAAUAUUUUAUAUGGGUACGGUAUACUGUUAUUAAAGUCCACUUGUUUUGAGUGGCUAUAAGUGAAGACUUGUGAUUGAUACCAAUUAACGGAAAUAUUCAGUCAAUUAACAUCAAUAUUGUAUUGCCUUUAAACAGUGUGGCUUAAGUCCAAUUGCUAGUCAUAAUAAUUAUGGUAGACUUUUGGAAACAGUGAGAUUUACAGAUAUGACAUUAUGCAAUUAAGUAGAUCUCCCGUCCCAGGGAUUAACAUGUUGAAGAGACACCAAUUUUAUUUAUCUUCUGAAGACAAAAUAUUGCCUUUGGUUUAUGUAACCUCUUCAUGAUGCAAGCACUUGGGCAUACUAGCAAUUCAGUGUUUAGAUCCGACAAUUAUUUUUAGACUUCCAUUACUACCAGUUUCAUUUGUUAGCUUUUGAGACUUCUGCAAUCCUGUAUUUAUUCUGCCAUUCAAAUUAGUAAAAUAUGGAUGACCUAUAUAGAGGCCUAUGUCUGUGUCUUAAACCAAAGUUUGACUAUUACAAUGUUCUUCAUUGAUUACAUCACAUGUAUACUCCAGAAAUUAAACUGUUCAGAGCAAGGUAAGAACCUAGAAAAACUACAAUUGCAAGGCUUGUGAUGAGUUAAGUAGCAUCUGGUCUCAUUUCUAAUACAGUGGGGCCUCUGUAUAUCCCUAGGGUUUGGUUCCAGUGAAUACAAAAAUCUGGAUAUUCAAAUUCCCUUAUAUAUGAUGACAUAGUAAAAUGGUGUCCCUUAUAAUUUCUUUGUAAAAUAAUGAUUAUGUUUGACCUUGAGAACAAGUCACUUUCAGAUUAACUGAAAAUCCAACUUUUAAAAAGUUUGCAGUAUUUGUUUCUUGCUACUUUCCUUAUGAUAGAAGAGAAUUUAAAAACUAAUGUAUGGAACCCUUUGCUUUAGAGCCAAUUUUCCCCUGGAAUGAGUUAACCAGAAGUAUUACCCCCCCCCCCCCAAAACCACAUGAAUCCUUUAAUGUGAAACAUCUGUGGGAGGGCUUAAACCUGGAGAAUUGUCCUCCAACAGCCCCUAGAAGCUGAAAGUUGUCUUUUUCAGUGAAAAAAAAAAUCAGUAAUAUGGGGGCUUGCAUUUACUUUCUGUCUUAAAGAUAGUUCAAGAGAGGAGACGUCGUGGCACAAUGGGUUAAACCCUUGUAUCGGCUGGUCUGAAGGUCAGUGGUUUGAAUCUGUGAGACGGGGUGAGCUCCCGUCUGUCAGCUCCAGCUUCCCAUGCGGAGACCCACAGGAUGGGUAAUAUAUCCUGGCAUCCACUGGGCAACGUCUCUGCAGACGGCCAAUUCUCUAAUAACAGAAGUUUCUCAAGUCACUUCUGACAUAAUAAAAAAAGAUUGUUCAAGACUUUUUUAGAUGUUAGGUCUAUACCACGUUCUUGACUGUCAAAAAUAAUGUAAAGCCCUUAAUAAACUAUUAACUGGAGAUACUGAAAUUUGCAGCUCUUCAUGCUGGUAAGCUGAAGAGGGAAAACUGGAAAACCCUUAUUUGGUUUGAGCUAAAUUUCAUUUAUAUGAGCCAAGCAAAAAAGAAAAGAAAAAAAAUAAAGAAGUAAAAAUAGGUAUAAACUUAUUUAAUAUAUACUUCAUAAUGCCAUAAAAUAGUGUUCCAUGGCUAGAUGGAAGUGCUGGCUUCCUAUUUCACAUGUACGCUGUAUCCAAAGAUAUAAAUUGCUAACACGUAACUUGAAUAACAGGAAAAUUACUAUAUCACUGAAGUUGCAUUGAUAGACCUCUUUGCAUGGAUUUGUUUCACAUUAGAUGCCAGAGGAAGGGUUAGUUAAAUGACCACUGCAAGCCCAAGAGUCAUUUUUGAGAACGUAGCAGUGGGAAUCCCAAUCAAGAUCCCUGAAAACUAUAUGCAGCCACCUACUUAAUAUAAUAACCUUAAACUGCAUUGAUACUCUAAGUGCAGGGGUCCUCAAACAAGGCCUGAGGGCCAGAUACAGCCCUCCAAGGUCAUUUACCCGGCCCACACUCAGGGUCAAGCUAAGUCUGAAACUACUUGAAUGCACAUAGCAACAAUUCUAUCUCAUCAGCCAAACGCAGGCCCAUAUUUCCCAUUGAAAUACUAAUAAGUUUAUAUUUGUUAAAUUUGUUUCAUUUUCAUUGUUGUAUUGUUUUAAAGUGUUUUUUACACUACAAAUAUGUGCAAUGUGCAUAGGAAUUCAGUAUUUUUUUUUUCAAAUUAUAAUCCAGCCCUCCAACAGUCUGAGGGACCAUGAACCAGCCCUCUUGGUUUAAAAGUUUGAGGACCCCUGCUCUAGUGGCUAAAUGCACACAUGCUACCAUCCACUGAAAAUAGGCUCAAGUGAAUAAAAGAAUGGCUUUCUGUUCUAAAGGAGACCAAACAACUGAAAUGAGCACGUCCCUCCAAAAUGAACAACAAAAUUUAGAAUGUGAAUGACCUCAGGACUAUAGCACUGUUUGUUAAUAAAUAUCCAUACCAGAAAACUGUGACUAAUCCUUCUACCUCUGAUGUUUAUGCUACUGUUUAUUGGUCCAUUCUUCCAGGAUGAUACAAUUUUGACUUCCAGUAAGAAUUUUUAUAGAGGUAGUGGGUUUGUCAAAUAUUUCCUAACUUUGGAACUCAUGGGUAUAUUGUAUAAUUAGAACAGAGGACAAUAAAGCUUUUAUAACUUUGUAAGUGAAAUGCAAGAAAUUAUUUGUUAUUUGAACAAGAUAUGAAAUGGCUAAACAUGGAGCUGUGAAAUGAGAAAAGAUAAUAAAGAAAUCUUAACCCCUGUA
Anolis sagrei ordinatus is the source of this 3901-nucleotide messenger RNA. RefSeq names its product transmembrane p24 trafficking protein 5 (gene TMED5). NCBI's taxonomy places the organism in Eukaryota, Metazoa, Chordata, Lepidosauria, Squamata, Anolidae. The record is from RefSeq and is a predicted model, not a curated record. Gene Ontology annotation, biological process: intracellular protein transport; Golgi ribbon formation; endoplasmic reticulum to Golgi vesicle-mediated transport. Gene Ontology annotation, cellular component: endoplasmic reticulum; Golgi apparatus; endoplasmic reticulum-Golgi intermediate compartment.